GAUGUAUUUACUCUCCUCGCAUGCUCCUUACGCGGAUCUCUUACUCGCCCGUCCCUAAUCACUAUUCGUCUACAUUACAAGAGUACAUAUGCCUUUUUACAACAUGGCAAAGAAAGUACCUACCGUUGAGCCCGUAUCGGUGACGGACGAACAGUCGCCCAAAGCAUCAAUCGAGCCUAAACGCCCGGGUACCAGUGGUACAGAGCUCCUCUUGACUACCAAUCGUCGCACAGCUUCUCAACAAUACGCUGCCGCGCAAAGGGCAGAAAAUGCGUACAAGGCCAAGAAACGAUCAGCGAGCGCACGUCAACAUCGUUCUGAGGCCGCAUCCCACUUCAAGUUGUCCGCACACCACAUGAAAGAGGGCUUCAAGAGCUGCUGGAGCAUGGUAACUGCAGUGCCGUGGGUGUUUAAGGCAUGGAAAGAAGAUCGACAAGCGAUGAAAGAAAAGAAGGCGGUCGAGAGAUACAUGGAGAAGAAGAAGAAGCUUGAGGAGCGCAUAGCAAAGCAGGAGGUUGCUCAGGAGAAGGAGAAGGAACCGGAGGCGUGAGGUCACUCACCAACCGAUCAUCGACUUUGCUUCCACCAUCCCAUAUCCGACAUAUUUCCUCAGCAGCGAGUCCCAAACAUCACCAUUACCACCGCAAC
Paraphaeosphaeria sporulosa is the source of this 648-nucleotide messenger RNA. RefSeq lists its product as uncharacterized. The record is from RefSeq and is a predicted model, not a curated record. The coding region runs from base 89 to 550 and encodes 153 amino acids. The transcript has a single exon. NCBI's taxonomy places the organism in Eukaryota, Fungi, Ascomycota, Dothideomycetes, Pleosporales, Didymosphaeriaceae.